Messenger RNA from Necator americanus (New World hookworm), 261 nucleotides. RefSeq lists its product as uncharacterized. The record is from RefSeq and is a predicted model, not a curated record. The transcript has a single exon. NCBI's taxonomy places the organism in Eukaryota, Metazoa, Nematoda, Chromadorea, Rhabditida, Ancylostomatidae. Bases 1 to 261 code for a protein of 86 amino acids.
AUGAAGAACGCCUACUGCGAGGACGGAGGAGUACAACUUGAAGGCUCCCAAAUCGUGGAAACUUCGUCAUACGUAUACCUCGGGCAUUCUAUUAACAUGGAAAACGACUUGAAGGAAGAACUGAAUAGAAGAAUGAGAGCAGCAUGGGCAGCACUCGCAGCCGUCAGGGACGCUACGGACCAACUCACGGACAAAGAUCUUCGUGCCCAUCUGUUCGACUCGAAAGUUCUUCCAGCGCUCUGUUACGCAGCGGAGACGUAA